AGUGCACGAUACCUUUUACCGGGAGCGAGACGGGCAGUUGCAAACGCUCGAGCAAAGACUUCGCUACCAUAGUUUAGAGGAAUUGCUAGCGUUGGAGCAGCACAAAAAGGAAGGGAUUGAUGCGGAAUCACCCCAAGGCAGCGCACGAAUCUCUUACAACAUAAACGAACCACUGUUUUUGCGCCUGUGUGAGGUAGUAAGCUUCGACAAGCAUAUCCUGCCCGAUGGGAAUUAUUUUCUAGCCGAUGGAUUGGCAUGCAUCUGCGACGAUUUGGAGUUGUACCUGGAGAUGCUCAACAUUUUGCAGCUGCACGCCGCGUACGAUGAGCAGCAGUGCACCAGGAGCCCACUGUACCAAAAGGUUCUGCUCAAGUUCGACCUACUAAACGGUGGAUUUGAGCGGCUGUUGAAAAACGAUGCGGCCUCCACGCUAAAUCUCAUCAAAACCAGGAACCUUGCCGAGCGAUUGUUGGCCAUCUUUCGUGUCCCUUACCAUCCGUCGGUAAGGAAGCUGCUGCAGCAAACCGAACACACGUUCAUUAUGCGAUGGGCAAUCGGGCAGAUCAGUCUGAAGGAGGGGGAGGAUUCGCAGUGCGUGACCGUGUUGCAGCCGGAUAAACUGGCCACGGAAGAGCAAAUGCAGCGAUGUUUCCUCCACGUCGUAGCGGAAUAUCUGCAGUACGAAGGGCCAAGCCUGAACGAGGCUCACGAGCUGCUGGAUCGGUUGGAACUGAAUGUGUUCAGCAGUUUGGAUUUGUUCUAUCUGUUUGAUCUGUGUCGAAUACUGCUGGCGCAAACUUCCCAUGAGGUGGUGGCCGUAUGGGUACUGAGAAACCUGGUAGAUGUGUGCAAAAACCACUACACCAAUCCUGACAUUACGGAGCAGAUUAUCGAUCUGUACGGUGCUUUAACCGCCUUCGUGAGCCCGUACGAAGACAUGAUCCGCAACGUAACGAUCGUGCUGUACUCGUUCGUAAAACAGUGCGCCAAACACACGUACUCUACCGAGCUGCAGGUGAAGAUACUGGCGCAGGUGAAGUAUCUGCUCCGCGCUUACCCGCAGCACAUCCGUACGCCAACGCACGAGAGCAUCUACAACGGAUUGGUGCCGUUGCUGAGCAGCCCAAGCUAUCGCAUCAAGCUGGAAGCGGUCAGGAAUAUUCUGCACUUCAUGCAGCUCGAAUGGUCACAUCCUGACCUUUCUUCGGUUCCGUGCAGCUUUUACGAGUUUCAGCUGCAACUGUACGAUCAAAUUCAGUUCGAGGAGCUACUAGCGACCGACGGUGGGAUGGACAUGAACGAUGAGAGAAUGAACGUGAUUAGCGGCUGCCUUCAGCUGCUGUUGGGCAUCUUUCGCAUUAGCUUCAUGCUGCGUCGGCGCGCGUUGUGCGAUUUUGUGCUGCUCGUUCAGUUGGGAAGCGUAAACGAUGACAAAAUGGCAAACACCAUACGGCUUAUGCGCACCUCCAGCGAUAUCGACUUCUGCCAGCUGCUUCAAGCUAACCUGGACACCGUACUCGAGCUAUGGCUAACCAAAGGGAAUCGGUUGCUGCAUUUCCCGUUCCGUCUAGCGGGAAAGAUCGCCACGAUCGAAGAGUUUAUCCAACUGUUCAAGAAAAACAUUUCCUUCGUCAUACUCUGCAUGCAGCCGGAACGGUUCGAACAGUUCUGCAAAUCGAUUGGCGUACAGCAGGCAGAAAUGGUGAAGAGUAUACUGCCGAAAUGUGUUUCGUUCCUUCUGCCCAAGUACGCCAAAUGUGAAGGGAUGGCGCCCAAGUAUGAUGCAAUAGCUAGUCGGAUGCACAAAGCACUUGCCCCUAUAAUAAGCACGGUAGAUCUUAAAGAUUACGUGUCGGAAAUUAUCAAACACCUCACCCACCGAUUGAACGAUCACGUUGAGCUGGGCAAGCUGUUGGACCAGGACCUGCCAAGCUGCUUCGUUGCCGAUCUGUCGCUUAGCAAAGCCACUUACUCGACGGCGCUCGAGCACCUGAAACAGUCGGUAUGGGGAUCGCAAUCGUUCAAGUACACGCUGCUGAGCAAUUUGUGUUUUAAAAACAGCUCACCAAUUGAACGCACCCUAACGGAUGUCAAACGCUGGCUUUGGGCGGCUGAUGAACCGGAGCAGAAAAUGGUACAUCUCUUCCAGUACACGGUGUUUCUCGACCAUCUGAAAGAGUACAUCGGACAGCAGAAGGAACGCGCGUUCAAACCCUAUCUCGUGCGAGAUGUGGUGUAUUUCCUGUGCAACUUGUUGUCCUCCUUUCCCGCCCUACGACUUGCCACGCUCAACAGCUUCGGGCGGUUCCUGGAGCACGUGGUCGCAUCUAGCGAUGCGUGCGAGCUGCUCUCGGAACAUUUGCACUUCAUAGUGUCAUCAUUGCUGGAGGUGGAAAAUGUCGAUCCGGCAUCGGAGAUUUCUCAAAAAUCGCUAACUCUGCUACGGUUUCUGAUCUUACACACUCUGCCGCGUUUGCGGGUGCGAUCGGUAAGCUGA
Messenger RNA from Anopheles merus, 2497 nucleotides. RefSeq lists its product as uncharacterized. Lineage: Eukaryota; Metazoa; Arthropoda; Insecta; Diptera; Culicidae. The transcript is spliced from 4 exons. Bases 290 to 2497 code for a protein of 735 amino acids. The record is from RefSeq and is a predicted model, not a curated record.